Messenger RNA from Centruroides sculpturatus (bark scorpion), 4240 nucleotides. RefSeq names its product beta-galactoside alpha-2,6-sialyltransferase 2-like. Gene Ontology annotation, molecular function: sialyltransferase activity. The transcript has 5 exons. NCBI's taxonomy places the organism in Eukaryota, Metazoa, Arthropoda, Arachnida, Scorpiones, Buthidae. The record is from RefSeq and is a predicted model, not a curated record. The coding region runs from base 1237 to 2280 and encodes 347 amino acids.
GACUUUUGCAGAGGAGAUUGAAGAUUUUUCAGGUAAGUCUUAGUCCAUAUUGACCCUAGACGUAAGAAUUUAUUUAAUAUUACUUGGAGAAUCGGUCCCAGAAGACAUCGUUCGAUGGUCGACCGCUUGCACUUCGGAUUCAAAUCUUUUAGAUUUAAAAAGGCAGCUGCGGUGAGCAUUUUGCUUUUCUCGGAAGAAUUUAGACAUUAAUUUAAGCUUUUGUUUUUAUCGACUAAUUGCAAAUUUUCUUUUUUUCAGAAUGAAGAUGUUGGAGUGGUUUCGCCGGAGGUUCCGACGGAAGAAUGCGGUGGCGCCCGAGGGAGGGAUCUCCUCGGACGGCUCCGAUGAGACGUUCGAGGACCGUGUGCUCGACUGGGUCUCUGUCGAAUCGAUUAGUUCGGUGUCAGUUGAGACCGUCGAGCGAGAGGCAGUGGGUGGUGACGACCUUCCCCCGGUGCGUGUGGCGUGGGAUUCUCCUGGAGACAGGAGAGUUCUGAAUCCAUUUCACUUGGCCAAGGUCGUCAGGGAUCAGCCGGCCCUAGGCCUUGUUAAGGAAGGCAUAGGGAGUGACGAGUCCUCUUGGAGUUUGUCUAUUUUCGCAUAGUCUGCCUCUUUGUCUGUGCUCGCGACCACGUCGCAAUUGUCUUUUGGAAGUCGGAGCGGGGAAGAUUCGGAGGAGAGUGCCGCCGAAGUCGAGGAACUGCGGUUUUGUUGCUGUGGGAGGCUGCGGUUCCCUUGGCCUAGGCGGUGAUCCUCUUCAAUUUUCCCCAACUCGUCUUUUGCACCCGGACAUGACACCUUUACUCAGACGUGGCCUUCUCUUACCCAGAUGGUCUCACCUUAUGGACUUGUCUGCCAAACGUGACACUCGAUCGACGACAAUGGAUUUGGCUUCCGAUUGUGACCACCCAGACGCGACAUUUGGCGACCUUUCUUCCCAAACAGAUGUUAUGAGGAUUGAGCUUCCCAUUAUGGUAGGUUAGGUUAGGCUAGGCAAGGCUAGGCUAGGUCAGGUCCUUCACUCUUCUCAUAACACUGUUCGGGAAGAAAGACUGUCUGAUAAAGGAACAUUUGGGAGGGAGAUUCUCCCUCCCCAACUUUACAACCAAGAGGAUGAAGAGGCCAUUUAUUGUACAAGUGAAUAUUUCCCGAAAUCUCCAAUGUAAAGAAGAUGGAAGAGAAUAAUAAUUGGUUACAUUAUGUGCAAUUAAAAAGUUAACUUCUUUUUCUGUAAAAAUGAAAAUACCUGUCCUUGCAAUUAGCAUCUGGAUGUUCAUUGGAAUGACUGUUUUAGGUGUCUUUGGAUAUAUAUAUGUCCUCUGGAAUCAAUAUUGGAGGUUAACCUUAGAAAAGCAUCAGAUGUUGAUCAGGAACUUUAGAAAGUCGUCGUAUUCGCGAGAAAUUGCUGGAAAAGAAAUACCUUUAAGGCAUUUUCCACAUAUGCCUCAUAUUGCUAAGCAUUUUGAAAAUUCUUCAUCACUGGUAACUAGUCGAUAUAAUUUAUCUAAAGUGCCUACCGAUAAAUUAAUGAGCAAAAUUAAUACUUACAAGAAUCAAUUAAUAGUUCAGUUAAGAAAAUCUCAACUUGAUGCUGGUAAUGUUAUAUUUGAUAAAAAGGAUAAAAAUCGAUAUAAUGUAAAUUUUAAAGGUCAAAGACCUCUUUCGUAUAAAACAGCGAAAGCAUUAGUUUGUGAGGCAAAAAAAGUUAUUAAAAUUGAAAUGUUAACUCAAAAUACAGAACCAUUUAAGAGUUUAGGUUUUGGACGGCUGUUUCCUUCUCAACCCAUCAAUAAAGUCCUGGGAAAAUUUCAAACAUGUGCUAUUGUGUCCAGUGCUGGUUCAAUGUAUAAAUCUAAACUUGGGAAAGAAAUAGAUGCACAUGAUGCAGUAUUACGAUUUAAUAGUGCACCUACAGAAGGUUUUGAAGAUGACGUUGGUACAAAAACUACUAUUCGUAUUUUGAAUUCUCAAGUUGUCUCUAAACCAGAAUUUGAUUUCUUUCAAUCACCAUUAUAUAGAAAUGUUACAAUGAUUGCUUGGGAUCCUUCCAAAUAUCAUGGAAAUUUAACAUAUUGGUAUAAAAAUCCUGAUUUUGAUUUAUUUACUUCAUAUUGGAUAAGAAGGAAAAUGUAUCCAGAUGAAUCAUUUUAUAUUUUAAAUCCAGAAGUUCAGUGGAUUGCAUGGGAUUAUAUUCAAAAAAACACUCCAGGUCAUGUUGAACCAAAUCCACCUUCUUCAGGUUUUCUUGGUAAAUAUAUCUGUUAUUUAACCUUUACUUAAUAAAUAAAACUUUCUGUUUUUAAUUUCAUAAUUACAUCUGCUAUCCUCAGUUAUCCAACUUCCUAGGUACUCAAACAUUUUUACCUUUUCUAUUUUAUUUCCAUCCAACAUAAUAUGUAGAUCUUUGUUUUCUUCUCUUGAGAUUAUCAUAACUUUCAUUUUUUUCACAUUUAUUUUCAUUUGGUACCUUGCUUUUCUCACUUCUUUCAAUCUAUCUAGAAUUUUCUGUAAUCCUUCUUAAGUGAUACAUAACAGAGCAAUGUUGUCAACAUACCUGAUGUUAUUGAUAAGAUGUCUAUUAAUUUUUACACCUUCAUCUAAAUUUUCAAAUGCUUCUCUUGUCAUCCAUUCACUGUAGAUGCUAAAAAAAAGUGUUGGGGACAAACCACAUCCCUGUCUUAUUCUUUUUUUGAACUGAAUCCAUUUGGUAUUCUCUCCACAAAAUCUGACCAUUGCUUUUUGACUUUUAUAGAUGUAGAUUAUUCUCAGUAAUUUUUAUCAAUACCUACUUUUUGCAGAAUUUCAAACAACAGAGUUUGAUUAGCACUAUCAAAAGCCUUCUUGAAGUGAACAAAACAUACAAAUAACUCUCUAUCAUGAUCACUCAUUCUUUCUCCUAUAAGUUGUAUCAUUGUAAUGGUCUCCCUUGUCCCUCUGCCUCUUAGGAAACUGAAAUUAUGACUCAUCUAGUUCCCAAUUUAUGUAGUUUUCUAUUCUUCACUGUAUAUUGUUAACUAAAACCUUUGAGGUAUGGUUUAUCAAGCUAAUAGUUCUGUGUUUAUCACAGUCUAAGGUACCCAUAGUUUUAGGAACAGGGAUGAAGAUAGAUUUUUGAAAUCAUCCAGAAUAUAUGCCUCUAAAAUUUGGUUAAAAAAAUUAGUUAGGAUUCUUGUUUUAUCUUUCCCCAUAGCUUAAGGAGUUCUGCUUGUAUUUCAUCUAUUCUUGGUGUCUUUUUGUCCCUCAGCUUUUUCAAUGCAGCAUCAAUCUUUUCCUUCUCCAUCUCUUCUAGGUUUAAACUGUCCUUAUUUCUGUAGAGAUUGUCUACAUAUCUUUCCCAUCGUAGCACUUGUUCAUCUUUUCUGCAAUAAAAUGUCUCCAUUUUUAUCUCUCAGAUCUCCCAAUUCUGCAUUUCCUUUUUUCCCUGAGAUUAAGCUUAGCUUUUAUUAUUAUUUUAUUAUUUUUUUAGCAUAUACUCUUCUUAAGUCAUUCCUAUUUGUGUGGUGCUCCAUUUCCAAACAUAAUUGAUUCAACCACUUUUCCUUUGCCUGUUUGCACAUUAUUCUUAUUUGUUUAAUAAAAAUAUAGAAUCAUUAAUAUUCUUCUGUGUUAUUAUCACUUUGGUAUCAUCAUCUUUCAUCCAUCUUUUUACUAUCUCCUCUGUGACCCAAGGCUUCUUUAUUUGGCUCUCUUUCUUGCUGAGGAUGUCAACUGCGGUGUCUUUAUUUUUUUGUUUUAAAUCAUUCUAGAUUUCUUCUUCACUUCUGUUAGUGUUAAAAUUUUGCAGUCUUCUUGAUGUGUCAGUUUGAAAAAUCCUUCUUGAUGUAGUUUUUCCUCAACAUCUCUAUAUUGAGCCUUUCUUUUGCUUUUUUCGGCCUAACAUGUUUCAGCCUUAUUCUUAGUUUUGUUACCAGUAGACUGUGAUCACUGUUGCAAUCUACACCUGAACAAGUCUUCAAAUUAAUUAUUUCAUUUGUAAAUCUGUAGUUGACUAGAAUAUAAUCAAUUUGGUUUCUUGUUUCUGCUCCUCUUAACCCUGGAACUCUUCAUGUAGCCAGUCUUCUUUCAUGCUGUUGGAACCAGGUGUUAGUUACAAUUAUGUUGGUUCUUCUGAAAAAUUUAACAAGUCUACUUCCUCUUUUUUCUCCUAAGACUCAUGGUCUAAUUAUGCUAUCUUCUCUCCCUCUUCCAAUUUUGGCAUUCAUUUCCCCAUAAUAAUCAGUGCAUCUCUCUUCUUUUUAAG